AUUACAGAAGUCAGAGCAGCUGGGAGACGGGCGUGGCCUCCAUCACACAAAACAAUCACAGUGGAGUAAACCAGCUUGGAGGUGUGUUUGUGAAUGGGAGACCUCUACCUGACUCUACCAGGCAAAAGAUAGUGGAGCUGGCCCACAGUGGAGCUCGGCCGUGUGACAUAUCCAGAAUACUUCAGGUGUCAAACGGCUGCGUCAGUAAGAUCCUGGGUCGAUAUUAUGAGACGGGCUCGAUCCGACCCCGAGCCAUAGGAGGGAGCAAACCCAGAGUGGCAACUCCAGAGGUGGUGGGGAAGAUCGCUCUGUACAAGAGAGAGUGUCCGUCCAUCUUCGCCUGGGAGAUUAGAGACCGACUCCUGGCUGAGGGAGUCUGCACGAACGACAACAUACCCAGUGUUUCCUCUGUAAACAGAGUUCUCAGAAAUUUGGCCACAGACAAGCAACAAAUGGGCACGAUUGGAUCUGAAGAGAUGUUUGACAAACUUAAGCUGCUCAACGUACAAACCGCAUGGGGAGGACGAUCAGGGUGGUACACCAGGACUACAAUCUCCAGCAAUGACUGUCCUCAGACAGUGGGAGGGGAGAACAACAUAUCACUUGGUUCCACCGGCGAUGACUCAGAAGAGACUCAGAUGAGGCUACAGCUGAAAAGGAAACUGCAGAGGAACAGAACGUCUUUCACACAGGACCAAAUAGAAGCACUUGAGAAAGAAUUUGAAAGAACUCACUAUCCAGAUGUUUUUGCUCGUGAACGUCUAGCUAACAAAAUAGAUCUUCCUGAAGCAAGAAUACAGGUCUGGUUUUCAAACAGACGGGCAAAGUGGAGAAGAGAAGAGAAGUUAAGGAAUCAGCGUCGCCAGCUGUCCAACUCCUCCAGUCACAUUCCUAUCUGCAGCAGCUUCAGCACCACAGCCUGCCAGUCUCUACCACAACUGACCACACCAGUGUCCUUUCCUUCAGGAUCCAUUUUGGCAAGAUCCGAUCCAGUUUUAUCCAACAGCUAUGGCCUACCAGCAGUGCCCAGCUUCAGCAUGGCGCCCAGCCUGCCCAUGCAAGCGCCAAACCAGACUUCCUAUUCCUGCAUGUUGCCCAACAGCUCCACUGUAAAUGGUCGAAGUUAUGACACAUACACUCCUCCACAUAUGCAGCCAAACUUCAGCAGCCAGACAGUGCCGCCCUCUGCAACAUCAUCAACAGGUCUUAUUUCCCCCGGUGUCUCAGUUCCAGUCCAAGUUCCAGGAAGUGAAUCAGAAAUGUCACAGUAUUGGCCACGCCUGCAGUGAUGCCACUACACCCCCCACUCCCACCCUUCCUUCAGGGACUUCAGAACCAGGAGCUACCCACCGCUACAGUUUGAAUGUCAAAAAGGACCAGACAUUAGAAAAAAUGACUCGCCUCAAAAGACACGGAUGGGCAAUGACUUUUUUUUUAGUUUGUGACAAAUCUUCACGGACUCUAAAUGUUUAUGGAAAAUAAAAGAUUUAAACCUUCAUAUAAACCAGAACAAGUUCAGGAGCUUGAUCAAGUGUCAUUGUGUUCAUUGGCUGCCAUGUAAAUUUGGGUGGAUGAAGAGAAUUUGGCAGAGCUCCCCUUUUGUUUGGCAGUUUUUAACAGAUUGGUGUUCCUUGUGACAAAAUAAAAUUUUGACAUAAAUGUAAAAAAAAAAUACCUCAGUGAAACUUGAAAUGUACAUUGUUUUUUUCCCCUUUAGAUUCCAAAAGCCUUUGUUUAAUUUAAUGUACAGAAUUUCAAAAUUAUUGUUAUAAAUGUUUGAAGUUGUAAACUA
Messenger RNA from Austrofundulus limnaeus, 1792 nucleotides. Its product is annotated as paired box protein Pax-6. Gene Ontology annotation, molecular function: DNA-binding transcription factor activity, RNA polymerase II-specific; RNA polymerase II cis-regulatory region sequence-specific DNA binding. The record is from RefSeq and is a predicted model, not a curated record. Lineage: Eukaryota; Metazoa; Chordata; Actinopteri; Cyprinodontiformes; Rivulidae. Gene Ontology annotation, biological process: anatomical structure development; regulation of transcription by RNA polymerase II.